GUGCGGGCGGGGCGGGGGCGGCGCUGCCGGCCCGGCCCGGGGCGGGGGGGCCGGACGGGACGGUGACGGUCCCCGGCGCGGCGGGCCCGGCGCGGCCGCCGGCGGAGCAUGAGGGAGCCAUGAGCCCGCUGCGGGGGUGGCUGCUGGCCGCGCUGCUCUCGCUCGCCCCGCGGGCAGGUGCUGCCUCGCAGGCCGGAGCGCUGCCGCGGCGGCUCCCGCGGGCCGCAUGGCAGGAGGGGCGGGUGCUCUCCCAAAUCACCCACCCCAGCAGGCUGGUGGGGCAGAGCUCGGGAGGAGAGGUCCCAAAGCAUCAGUUGGACACCAGGGUCAGGCAUGAGCCCGGAGGAGGAGGAGGAGGACCCGGGCUGCACCUGGCACAGGUGAGCUUCAUGGUGCGUGCCUUCGGCUCAGCCUUCACCCUGGAUCUCCGGCUGAACCACCACCUCCUCGCCUCCCACUACGUGGAGCGGCACGUCGGCGCGGGCAGCAACAGCAGCCACAGCACGGGCGCAGGGGAGCACUGCUACUACCAGGGCCGGAUCCGGGGGCAGCCGCGCUCCUUCGCCGCCCUCUCCAGCUGCCAGGGCCUGCGCGGGGUCUUCUCGGACGGCCGAGCCACGUACCUGAUCGAGCCCCAGGCGGGCGCCGAGCACGGGCAGGGUCUUCGCCCGCACAUCGUGCAGCGCAUCCCCAGCUGUCCCCGACUGGGCUGCCUCUUCCCUACGCUGAGCCAGCGUGUUCCCGGUGGGAUCCCAAAGCUGCGGCGGCGGCGGCAGGUCCGCCGAGCCCAGCACACGGUGCACAGCGAGACCAAGUACAUCGAGCUGGCCGUGGUGAACGACCACCAGCUGUUCCUGCAGCUCCGCAAGUCCGUAGUUCUCACCAGCAACUUCGCCAAGUCCGUGGUCAACCUGGCUGACAUGAUCUACAAGGAGCAGCUCAACACUCGCAUCGUGCUGGUGGCCAUGGAGACGUGGGCGGCCGAGGACCGCAUCCGAGUGGGACAGGACCCCCUGGAGACCCUGAACGAGUUUGUCAAGUACCGGCGGGAGGGGCUGGCAGAGCACAGCGACACCGUGCACCUCUUCUCGGGUUACACGUUCCAGAGCAGCCGCAGCGGCACCGCCUUUGUCGGGGGCAUCUGCUCCGCUGCCCGCGCCGGCGGCGUCAACGAGUACGGCAACGUGGCGGCCAUGGCGGUGACACUGGCACAGACCCUGGGGCAGAACGUGGGCAUGAUGUGGAACAAGCACCGCACGGCCGCAGGGGACUGUCGCUGUCCGGACUCGUGGCUGGGCUGUAUCAUGGAGGACACAGGGUAUUACCUCCCUCGGAAGUUCUCCCGCUGCAGCAUCGAUGAGUACAACCAGUUCCUGCAGGACGGCGGCGGCAGCUGCCUCUUCAACAAACCCCUGAAGCUCCUGGAUCCCCCGGAGUGCGGCAAUGGCUUCGUGGAGGCGGGCGAGGAGUGCGACUGCGGCUCGCUGGCGGAAUGCGCGAGGAGCGGCGGAAACUGCUGCAAGAAAUGCACCCUGACCCACGACGCCAUGUGCAGCGACGGGCUCUGCUGCAAGGGCUGCAAGUACGAGCCACGUGGAGUGUCCUGCCGGGAGGCUGUGAACGAGUGUGACAUCCCUGAGACCUGCACCGGGGACUCCAGCCAGUGUCCCCCCAACCUGCACAAGCUGGAUGGAUACUUCUGUGAGAAUGAGCAGGGCCGAUGCUACGGCGGGCGCUGCAAGACCCGGGACCGUCAGUGCAACGCGCUCUGGGGCCGCAGCUCGGCCGAGCGCUUCUGCUACGAGAAGCUGAACGUGGAGGGGACAGAGCGGGGGAACUGCGGCCGCGAGGGGCUGGGCUGGCUGCAGUGCAACAAGCAGGACGUCCUCUGCGGUUUCCUCCUGUGCGCCAACAUCUCGGGCUCGCCGCGGCUGGGGGAGCUCAGCGGGGAGAUCGCCACCACCACCUUCUACCACCAGAACCGCUACGUGGACUGCAGGGGCGGCCACGUGCAGCUGGUGGACGGCUCGGACCUGAGCUACGUGGAGGACGGGACGCCCUGCGGGCCCGGAAUGCUCUGUCUCGACCGCAAAUGCCUUCCAGCCACCGCCUUUAACUUCAGCUCCUGCCCCGGCAGCUGGGACGGGAAGAUCUGCUUCGAUCACGGGGUUUGCAGCAACGAGGGGAAGUGCAUCUGCCGGGCCGAGUGGACGGGCAAGGACUGCAGCGUCUACGACCCCAUCCCGGAGCCGAAGCCCACGGGGGAGACGGAGCGAUACAAGGGUCCCAGUGGCACCAAUAUCAUUAUCGGCUCCAUCGCGGGGGCCGUGCUGGUGGCUGCCAUCGUCCUAGGGGGGACAGGCUGGGGAUUUAAGAACAUCCGCCGAGGAAGGUACGACCCGGCGCAGCAGGGAGUGUAACCGUGUCCCCCCCAUCGUCCCGUCACCGUCCCUGUCACCGUCACCGUCACCGUGCGGCAGCCCGACGGCGUGGGAGCCUGUCUGUCCGUGUGCUGUGUGUCCGGCCGUGCUGUCUCCAUCUCUGUGCCCCCCCGGCUGAAGGGGAGCCGCGCUGGGGGGGGGUCUGACAGCAUCCCCCCCUUGGUGCUGGCUCAUUUCAGCUCAGUGUCCCCCCGUGUGUCCCCCCCGUGUCACAGCCCCCCACUAAACGCUCCCCACUUUGUGUUGCAGGUCCGGGGGGGCCUGAGCGGGGCCGCUCCGCCCCACCCCCCCAGCGCCUCAUUAACACCAAUUAACGGGGGCGGCGCUGCCGAGGCUCCGGCCCACGAGGAGAGCGGGGAGGGGGGGACACCCGGGAGCGCCCCCCGGCCCCCCCAGCACGGCCACGAAUGUCCGGGGACCCCCCGGCCCCCCCGGCAGGCACGGGAGCCAUGAAUGUACCCGCGGGGCCAGGGGACCCCCGCCCACACCCCCACACCCCCACAGCCCCACAUCCCUCCAGCAGCAUCUUCCAGCCAGGUCCUGGCACCCCAAAAGGCAGGGCAGUGUCACCAGGACGAGGGCAGUGUCACCACGAUGGGGUCAGUGUCCCCAGGAUGAGGCCAUUGUCACCAGAACAAUGCCAGUGUCCCCAGGAAAAUGCCAAUGUCCCCAGGAUGGGGCCAGUGUCCCCAGGAUGAGGCCAUUGUCACCAGGACAAGGUUAGUGUCCCCAGGAUGUGGCAAUUGUCACCAGGCCAAUGCCAGUGUCCCCAGUACCAGGCCACUGUCCCCAGGAAAAUGCCAGUGUCCCCAGGAUGAGGCCAUUGUCACCAGGACCAGGCCAGUGUCCCCAGGACAAUGCCAGUCUCCCCAGGACGAGGGCAGUGUCCCCAGGAUGGGGCCAGUGUCCCCAGUACCAGCCCAGUGCCCAUCCCCAGUUCAGGGCCUGGAGUUGUGCCCCCCCUGCCCAGUGGCCAGACGGGGUCCCUUGGGGUCCUGCACCCCAAAUGUGCCUCCCCGCCCCCCAGAGCAGCUCAGCACCCCCAUGUUGGGUUUGUCCCCUUAAAUUGUCCCCCCAUCCCCAAGCCAUGGGACCCCGAAGUCCCCAAUGGUGGGACAGGGGUGUCCCCAAGGCUUCCCCCCUUCACCAGCUCAGGCAGGUGACCCCCAAACUGGUGGCACUGGGGCUGGGGGGGACAGAAGGGUACAGGGGACACAGGGCAGCUUGCUGGGUGGCACUUGUCAUCCCAGCCCCAAGGCAGGCUGGUGGCACCCCAGGCUGGCUGUCCCCCACAUCACCCUGUGGCACGUGGCACUUGUCACCUGCACGGGUGGCUCUGCAGGGCCACCCAAAGCACAGCACACAGAGCACUGGGGGCCACACGGGUCCCUGUAACCACUGGUGACACUCAGCAUGGAGGGGACAUCACCUCUGGUGACACUUGGUGACACAACCCAGUGUGUGUGGGGACACUCCUGGGGACACCCAGCACGGGACAAUGGGGGAUGGCACCCACUGUCCACAGCAGUGUGGGGUGUCCCCUCUGUGUCCCCUCCUCGCCCACCACCAGGUCCCUUUGCCAUGGAGACAGAGAGUGACCAAACGUGUCCCCAAGCCCAGCCAUGGCCAUGGGGUGGCACCCAGCCUGGUGUGACACCCACGGGUGCUGUGGCUGUGGUGGCACCCCAGGGGACAGCGUGGGAGGUGACAGCAGGACGGGGGUGGUUGGGAUCCAGUGGUGGCUUCUGGUGUGACAUAUCAGCUCUUGGACACCUGGGGACCUGGGAUCGCCGUGGGCAUCAGGGCUCUGGGAUCAGCCCCAUCUGUCACUGUCACCAGAGUGUCCCCACAGCUGCCACAGCCACAGUGCCGGGCUGCUCCCCACAGCGAGGGGACACCCCCGGUUCAGAGCAAGAAGCCACCGCUGUCACUGGGUUUGGGGACAUCCAUAUAUAUAUAUUUAUAUAUAUAUAUAUAAAAAUAUAAAUACCGGGAUUUUUCUUAAUGAUUUUAACGCUGUCAGGGCGGCGGGGGGAGGGCAGGGGGGGGCACCCGGUGCUUCCAGAGCCAAGAGAGCAAAACCCCCCCGGCCCCCGCUGCUGCCUCGGGCCCGGCCCCCCCAGCCCCGCCCCGAGCCCCGCUCCGUCCCCGGCCCCGAGCCCCGCUUUGCACGCGCUGGGAGCCGCCACCGGAGCCCCGGAGCCGCCCGGCCCUGGCUCCGGCCUCGGCCGACUCCUGCCAUGUCGCAGAAUUUAUUUACAAUAAAGAUUUGGAAAAGGA
Molecule: messenger RNA, 4721 nt
Organism: Zonotrichia leucophrys gambelii
Lineage: Eukaryota; Metazoa; Chordata; Aves; Passeriformes; Passerellidae
Gene: ADAM11
Product: ADAM metallopeptidase domain 11
Exons: 26
Coding region: 120-2420 (766 amino acids)
Biological process (GO): proteolysis
Molecular function (GO): metalloendopeptidase activity
Source: RefSeq, a predicted model, not a curated record